AUGGGACCUUCGAUACACGUUCGACAGUCUGGCUCCUUCCGUCAAGUCCUAACACUGCAGGCAGCGCAAUUUGCGGACGCUUUUGCGAGUCCGCCAUCUGUGACCAGUGAAGCAUAUUCCAAUGAUCCAGUGUUCAAGCUGCACGGGGCGCAGAAAGGCCGCGUGCUACAAAAAGCGAUCUGGAACUCCUUGGCUAAGUCGAGUCCAUCCAUGCAGUUGUCUGACGCCUGUCCUGGUUCAUGUGUAGACGGCCGCAGACGGGCACCUCAUCAAGCUGAGUUCGAUUUCACUUAUGGUGGCCGCAGGGUGGAAUGCAAGGGUGCCAGCAUGGUGUGGAACCCAACACGACAUUCCUGGUACGCUCGAUGGCACCGAAUCAAGUUCAACCUGGCGUGCUUUGACGAGCUCUUUCUUGCGUUUCAUUCCCCCGGACAGGUGGACAUCAUAUUGCACGACGGCCAUGCAGGUGUGAGCAGCUGGGGUUCCCGAACAACAGCUCUGGGUCACAUGGUUUCUUUUGCGGCUGGCAGAGCCAUUGACGACCCAGCGAACGCUCGCCAGCAGAUCCUGGCAAAGAUGCUACAACCCUCCGGCUUGUGCAAGCAUUUCGCGACGCUAAGUUGCACGAGCUUGUCAGAGUUCGUUGCAGACGAACUUGCAAGGGAGAGCUCGUACUUUGCGCUGUCGUGCUAUUCGGGCAUUCCCUUGGCAGAUUUAAGCCACUCUGCACGAGCUUUGCGCCUACAGGAGGUAGCCUUAGUAAUCGAUAAAAUGCUUCAUCCCUGUAGCACUUUCAGCCUCGAUGAUGGCAGCUUCGGGGCCCAUGCUGACUGGCUCCGCGACGGCCUCAAGGUCGAGUUCAAGUCUUCAAGGUUGUCCUGGAAUAGCACGGCACGUAACUGGAGGUGUCAGUUCCGUCGCAUCAAGUUUGCCAGUUCAAGUCCAGAUUGUCAAGCCAGACCGGCCGCGUUCGACGAAUUGUGGCUUGGACUGUACAGCCCGCGUGGCCUGACUGUUUUCCAAUAUGGCGGUCGGUUUGGAUGUUCUACAGCUGGUGUGGAGACCGAUCUUGAGGGCCAUUCAAUAUUUGUCGGCGGGGCACAUGGCCAGGAAUGUCCGGACACAGCUCUGGAUUCAAUACUUGGUAAGUUGCAGAGGUCUGGCUGCAAGCUCUUGGCAACAAUCGCCUGGUGA
Symbiodinium sp. CCMP2592 is the source of this 1194-nucleotide messenger RNA. The record is from the annotation of a GenBank genome assembly. NCBI's taxonomy places the organism in Eukaryota, Dinophyceae, Suessiales, Symbiodiniaceae.